This is a messenger RNA of Phialemonium atrogriseum, 1167 nucleotides long. RefSeq lists its product as uncharacterized. The coding region runs from base 1 to 1167 and encodes 388 amino acids. The transcript has a single exon. NCBI's taxonomy places the organism in Eukaryota, Fungi, Ascomycota, Sordariomycetes, Cephalothecales, Cephalothecaceae. The record is from RefSeq and is a predicted model, not a curated record.
AUGAGUUACACGCGCGAGCAGGCCGUGGCCAAGCCGCCAGCAAGGCCCGUGAAGCCCAAGAUCCGGCCGACGGCGAUGACACCCCAAGGCCACUUCGACCCAGACGAGCUAUCGCGGCGGCUAUAUCUCGUCAUGGCCGACCAGAGAGCGCAUUCGGAGAGAAAGCGACGAGCGAGGGCGGAGGCGGCGAAAUCAAAGGAGGCGGAGGCGGAGGCGGAGGCCUCGACCUCGGCCAGCGCACCGCCCAGAGAUGGAGAGACCGCCCCGGCAGCGGGGCAAUCCAAAGAUCCAUCAGCGGCACCCCACAGAUCCAGGUCGGCGGAUAUAUCGACUGACCUAAUCUCGGAGCUGCGGAAGCAAAAAUCCACCCAUUCGAACACACAACGAAAGCCGUCCAAGCUAGCCAUGGCCCCUCCGGCUUCGACGACCUCGAGCGAGCCUUCGCAGUACCACCACGUCCCUCGGGAAGCCGCAAAGCAAUUCGCGCGAACGACCACGGUUGGGGGGAUGCGAGAAUCCGGCUUGAUCCACAAGCUUUCGGAGACAGCACUCAAGUUCCACCUUGGCGGCUUGCACUCGAACCGGAACGUAGAGGGCGAUGCGAGCCUCGGACCUUUCCAACUGACGAGGUCUUUGCAGCGGGGUCAGAGCCAGAGGGAAAGAAUUUACGACCGUAACCAGUUCCAGCGCACUCGGAUCCUGGAGACGGCGGCGGAGAUGGACGAGGAGCGGGAGCGAGACACGGAACUCCAGCAACGGCAUACUUUCCAGGGGGAGCUGGCCCGGACCAAGCCUCCCGAGCAGAACCAGCAGCCUAAUCCAAGGAGGAAUAGCACCGGGGAUGUGCUUGGGAAGCUGGAGGACAGGGGUGGCUCCUCUGCCCCGAUGGAGCCGGUGGCAGACAUCAUGGACGAUACAAUACCGCAAGAGGAGCCAGAACAAACCCCCCUGGCACUCAAACCCCGGGUUGACUGGACCCAGAGCGACGAAGUUGCGCAGCGGCAUAAAGGGCUCCGGUCACCGCUGUUGCGGAAGGCAGAUUCCAUUUGGACAUUAAAGGGGAGGCUCGGGAGUAGGGGAUCGUCACAGGAGAAAGCCGACCCCCCACAUAUACCAGAGGCACCAAAGUCCCCCAAACCAGGCUUCUUUGCUAAGUUUAAGCGUUAG